AUGGCAACCACCACAAACUCAAGUUCCCAACAGCCUAAUGGCUCCGGGUCGUCUGCCAAAGAGACCAACAACAACAACCACAUCACCAUCCCAGUGCCCAUCUCUCUCACCAGCACCAACCCCACACUACCACCAGCGACCUCACAGGCCCUAAUAGCACACCUCCGAGCGACAGGAAGCAUCGGGGACCUGAGCGCCGUCCUCGCCGAUUCCCUUGCCCGCACAGGCUGGACGGACCGCGUGCGCUCCUUGUCGCUUGAACUCCUGCGCAACGGCUCCUGCGACACCUUUCCCGAACUCAUGUCCGAAGUCCUUCGACGAGCCCGCAUUCCAAAGUCGUCGUCCGCCGAGAACAACAAGAACACAAACGCAAAUGCAAAAAAUGGAACUACUACCGCCACAAAUGGCAUCGCCGGAAACACAACCAAUGGACUCAAUGGCAGCCAGGCAAUUGCACUCAGCAAAGAGUGGUCGGGCGGUCCGGACGGGUUGCCGGAUGUGAGCAUACCGGAGGCCACGGUCGAGGUUGGCGUUGAUUUCUUGAAGGAGAGGAUCAAGGAUGCUGUUGAGCCUGUCGAUGAUGAUAGUGAUUGA
Molecule: messenger RNA, 594 nt
Organism: Exophiala dermatitidis NIH/UT8656
Lineage: Eukaryota; Fungi; Ascomycota; Eurotiomycetes; Chaetothyriales; Herpotrichiellaceae
Exons: 1
Coding region: 1-594 (197 amino acids)
Source: RefSeq, a predicted model, not a curated record